CCUGACAGCCUGCGGUCUGCCUCCUCAGAGACAAUAAAGAGGCAGUAGAUUUUAAUGAGACAGGGAACAGGAGAAUUAUGACAAGCUGUGGGACCCCUUAAAUCUGCUGGAUUGAGCACAAGAAUGCAAAAGAAAAGUCUGUUUGUUUCUUCAGAUAUAUUUGUGCCGGAUGAAUGUCAUAUGCGGGAGAGUUUCUGUUGUUCGGGACUUUGAAUUGAGUAAUGUCUAAUGGGCGAACACAAACGUGGAUUUCUGCUGAUAACGAAAAGGACUGCCACAAGAAAACGAAUUAAGUGAGAGAGUUUUUCAUUAGUUCACAAGGAAGUUUAUCUUAUCAGUUUGAUUUGAAGCUAACUGACACUGACCUUGGCAGUCCUCGCCUGGGAAAUCUGCACAUUUUAACUACCGAGCGAACCAAAUGCAGAGAGAAAGAUGCAUUUGGGUAAGGCUUUGCUGUUUGUCCUCCUCCUCAACUGCGCAACGUUGAGCUCAUCUCUGUCAACUUGUGCCACCGUGGACAUUGAUCAUGUGAAAAGGAAGAGGGUCGAGGCGAUACGAGGCCAGAUCUUGAGCAAACUCCGGUUGACAAGCCCCCCACAGUCCCUCGGUCCGAGUAAAAUCCCGUAUCAAAUCCAAGCGUUGUAUAACAGCACCAAGGAGCUACUGGAGGAGCUCAGGAGGGAUCGGCAGCAAAGUUGCGGUCAGGACAACACAGAGACAGAGUACUAUGCCAAAGAGAUAUACAAGUUCAACAUGGUCUACGGACCGCCAGAAAGCAACGAUCUGCUCUACUGCCCAAAAGGCAUCACCUCUAAGGUUUUCCGCUUCAAUGUCUCUGCCAUGGAAAGGAACUCGACCAACCUUUUCAGAGCAGAGUUUCGAGCUCUGAGGGUGCCAAACUCAAGCUCCAAGAGGAAUGAACAGCGGAUUGAGCUCUACCAGAUUGUGAGGCCAAACGAACACAUCAGGAAACAACGCUACAUUGGAGCCAAGAACGUGCUGACCAAAGGUACUCCAGAGUGGGUCUCAUUUGAUGUGACUGAAACAGUGCGGGAAUGGCUGAUGAACAGAGGAACUAAUAUGGGGUUGGAAAUCAGUGUGCACUGUCCCUGCCACACUUUUAACCCAAAUGGCGACAUCAUUGACAAUGAGAACGAGGUGCUGGAGGUGAAGUUUAAAGGCGUGGAUGGAGAUGAGGAGCACAGUCGCUUGGAUCUGGAUCACCUGAAGAAGAAAAAGGAUCAGUUCAUGCCUCACCUUAUCCUCAUGAUGAUCCCACCCCACCGCCUGGACACUCAGUCCACACGCCGACGCAAGAGAGGGCUGGACACAAACUACUGUUUCUCAAACACGGAGGAAAGCUGCUGUGUUCGGCGGCUCCACAUUGAUUUCCGGCGUGACUUGGACUGGAAGUGGAUCCAUGAGCCCAGUGGUUACGAUGCCAACUACUGCUCCGGGCCCUGCCCUUACCUGAGGAGCUCAGACACAACACACAGCUCGCUGCUGAGCCUGUACAACACUCUGAAUCCAGAGGCAUCGGCCUCCCCUUGCUGUGUCCCUCAAGACCUGGAACCCCUCACUAUACUCUACUACUCUGGACGAACCCCCAAAGUAGAGCAGCUCUCCAACAUGAUUGUCAAGUCUUGCAAGUGUAGCUGAGAAGACAUGAAAGGCGAGGUAGUAUGGCAGGAUUUUACAAGGUACUGACGAAACCCAUGCUCAUUGACUUUUGGACUCUUAGCUGUGACAAAUACUUAAACUGACCCUGUGGCCUCUUGGCUUAGAUCUGAACACCACUCUGGAGGAUGCAGGUUUUCUUUAAAACUUGAGAUCAUCUUUUUUUUUACCAUUAUUUUGCAUUUUAUUUUUCACCCUCCUACUCAGUCACUUAUGGAUGACAAGUAGUUAUUUUCAUCUUAAAAAGUCUAACCCAAACUUCAUCUUGCAAUAUGAUCUUAAACAAUCUUUCCUUGUUGAUAUUUGUGAAGGUGGACAACAAACUCCUAAAGCUAGAUUGCAGAAAGCCCCGUACAAAUCAGUCUGUGAGAAAGAGAAAAACUGACCCGAAGCUGCUUUGUGGACAGUGAACGAAAGAGACUUACUUUGUGGUAUAUUUUCUGCAAAUAUUCCACAAAGUUACAGUCUCUACAUUGCCAAAGCAGCUUUACUGUUACUGGCCUUGGGGUGAUAUUGUUAAUAGUCACAAAUACAGACCUCUUGAGUGGGUGAAGAGUCCUUUCAGGCUGGAUUUUUACCUUGAACUUAAGUUCCCUUCCCUUCAAACAGUGGACAUUAUCUUCAAACACAAAAGGAGAAAGGGCAGACUUGCUGCUGUAUCCAAAGCCAUAGCUGUGGUCAGGGAAAAGGAGAGCUGAGAGAAUGCCUGUUGGAUUUGCAAUGGAAAGUGAAUGAACAAAGAAGUCGAGCCAAGCUUUUCUUUUUUUUGGCCAGCGAGCAGCAAUGGCCUUUUUUUUAUGUGGUGCAUCUAUUAGAAUGGAUGGAAGGCGAAGAAGAGGGGACCUGUAUGGAAGGGAAGAACUGUGAUGGAAACUAGCCAUGAGCACACUGCCAUUCACUGGAAGUCCUCAUCCCUAACAGGUUCAAAUUAUUUCUGGGACAUCAAAGAAUAUACUGGAAAGGAACACAUGUUAUGCAACAGGUUUUUAUGAGAUUUCUUUUACAUUAAUAGCAGAUUUGGUCUGUUAUGCAACUGGUCAAAUACUGAUUGUUUCACUAACUGGGAUAAAUAUUGACUUGUAUUUCCAUUGUCCAUGGUGCAAACACCUUUAUGUUAAACUGUGGGUACUGUUAUAUUUUAUUGUAAUUUAGAAGAAUGUGCAGCUUUUUUGUCCACAUACAAAGUUUAGUUUGACCAUGUGAUCCAGUAUAUGUUUGACUAAAGUCUUAUUGUUAUUAUAAAAAGGCGACUAUCCCCAGAAGCACUUUUCUCCGGCAAUAACAGGCAAUGUCAUGUACUUUAAAAUGUAGCUGUCAACUUCUUUUUUAUCCUAUUCUCCUGUCAACUCACCUGUCACCCUUCACUCCAGCCAGCUGACAAGGAAUCGCAUGUGUAGUCAGGACCCUGGUGUUCCCAAAACACUGCAGUCUUUCAUUCCCUCUGCUCUGUCUCUGUUUAUUUUGGUGCUCUUUUACAGUGUGAAGCCCUAAUGGAACAUGAAAAUUAAGAGGGGGAGUCAUGACGGUGGCUGGAUGUACAGUUCGACCAAAUUUUUUUUCAGUCAAGAGAAUGAUUCUAAAUCCCUGUACUGUUAGACAUUCGCCCAGUCAGAGUCAUCUUUAGAUGUCUGUGAAGAUUAUCAGUCAUCCAGGUCAUAGUUAUCCAAGGAGGGUUGAAUCAAGGGCAACUGGACUUGGUUGAAGAUACUUCCAAGAGGCUUCUUCAGUUCAGUUGUGUUCUUGAAGAAGCCUCUUGGGGAGAGGCGAAACGAUUUUCAUCCAAGUGCAGUUGCCCUUCAACCCUUCUUGGAUUGCCUUUAGGUGACAUUUAGGCAACGUUUUGUGUCAGUAAUAUUGUUUGAUUGACUUGUUGAUCGUGAUUAUUAUUAAAAAUUUAACAUGCAAAA
Micropterus dolomieu (smallmouth bass) is the source of this 3584-nucleotide messenger RNA. Its product is annotated as transforming growth factor beta-3 proprotein-like. NCBI's taxonomy places the organism in Eukaryota, Metazoa, Chordata, Actinopteri, Centrarchiformes, Centrarchidae. Gene Ontology annotation, cellular component: extracellular region. The record is from RefSeq and is a predicted model, not a curated record. Gene Ontology annotation, biological process: regulation of cell population proliferation; SMAD protein signal transduction; BMP signaling pathway. The transcript is spliced from 7 exons. Bases 433 to 1659 code for a protein of 408 amino acids. Gene Ontology annotation, molecular function: type III transforming growth factor beta receptor binding; growth factor activity; type II transforming growth factor beta receptor binding.